GGUGUAUUUCAUGACAGAAAUUUAUGUCAUGUAUUUGGCACCAAAAGUUUUAGCAACUUAAUUCGUGAGGAAAGGAAUUUCGAUAUGUCCUACAAAUUAAGUAGUGUACUGCGAGGCCAUGAACUGGAUGUUAGAGCUGUUUGCCCCGCUGUUUUCCCUGAAGGAGGAAUCGUUUCAGCGUCACGGGAUAGAACAGCUCGAUUGUGGAUUCCCAGUGAAGGGAAAGUUGGUUUUGAAGAAGGUCACGUUCUUAGCGGACACUCCAACUUUAUCUCUGCCGUUUGUACAAUUCCUCCUACAGACAAAUACCCUCACGGUAUCUUCUCUUUUCUCAUUUUUUUAUAUCACAUAGAUGGAGAUCGGUUUCCCAACCUUCAUAGAUAGACACUGAUUGAUUGUUAGAAUCGUUUAAGUUGAUAUAAAAACUGAAAAAAGCUGACGUACAUCAGCUGUUGAUUCAUUGUAAGUUACCAGUUGUUUUAUUUCUAAUCUUUUGAAUUAGGCCGACUUGACCUGUAGUUAUUAGACCAUAUAAAUAGCAACAUCCAUUUAACGGUGGUGUCAAUUACUGUGGCAAACCUCUCCUUUGCCUUAGCUUAUCGCCAUUUUAAUGGUUACUGUGAUAAAAUUGAAAUUGUGAGAUUUCUUCACAACAUAAUCCUAAAGAAUUAUUUUGCGCGUUGUCUUUGAAUUAUAAGAAAGUUGUGUGCCUGAACUGACUGAGAGCAGUAUCUUCUUUGGUACAAGAAGUACUGAAUAUACAGUAUGUAGCUUUAAAAAUAAACAAAAUAAUUGAAAGUGAUAAGUUUGAAUGAAUUAAAUUUUAUGGUGUAAAAAUCUUUUGUACAAUGGAACUUCAAUUUAACAAAGUGCCAAGGGACAGAGGAAAUUAGUUUGUAAUAUAGAGGGUUUGUUAUGAUAUAGCAAACUCUCAAUAUAAAGAAUUUGCUGAAAAACAACCAAAUUGUUUGUCAUAUUGAGGGCUGGUUAACAGUUAUUUUUUUAUUUUUAUUGUCUUUUUUUUAUGUGUUGUGAGAUGUCAUGCUGCUCAGCAUUUUGAGAUUGUGUUUGUUAUAAUGAGGUUCUUUCUCAUACAUUUGACUGUAAUUUUGGCCAGGCUGAAGAGAAUCUUUCAUUAUACCUAGAAUGUCUUUACAUACAUGUAGAGAUGUGUUAAAUGGAGAUUCCACUUUACUUCAUUUGCCAGGUCUUGUUGUCACUGGUGGUCAUGAUAGUGUGAUUCUUGUGUGGACUCUGGAUUCUCUUGGUGGGUAAAUAACAGUCUUUUAGAAUUACCACAUCUUCUCUCUUAACCCUUUACACCCUAACAUCAGUCUGUAUAUUCUCCAUACUGUUCUCUAUACAUUCCCUUUGGUGCUGACAAAGAGAAUUUGUUUGCCAAUUAAGAGCUUCUUUAGUUGGUGAUCACUUCCUUUGUUCUUGUGACCUUAAUGUUUCAUUCAGGGAUUAUACCAUCACAAGGGAGUUAUAACUGUAGAUGCUGCACAUUCAUAGGAGGUGAAGGGUUAACCCUUUUACUCCUUUCAGAUCUGAAAGUUGACUCUUGUGACUGAUACUAUCUGUUUUGUUAAUUUGGUUUUAUGAACUGUGUUGAUUAAGUCAAUUAGCCCCCGUAAGCUGACGUUUCAAGUGUCAACCCUUAGUCAGCCUUUAUUGUUGACUACUGUAGCAAUGAUAAGUUGUUCUUAAAUCAUUGCCACAUCACCUAGCCUAUGAUUUUCUACUUUUCUUCUUUUGCUGGACUAUAUUUCACAGUUUACAUCUAGAUUUUUCAAUCACAUUGGAAGAAGUCUUGAUAUUGAAGUGCUGUAUUGAAAUGCAAAAGUCUGUCUACCUCUCCUCUUCAGUCUAAAUUUAUCACAACCUUUUUUAAUUGUUGUUGUCAUCUUGAAUUUAUUCCCUCCCUUCAGAGCCUCUCCACAAACUGGAGGGUCACAGUGGAGCAGUGUGUUCAUUAAUUGCUGGAAAGUUUGGGACACUUCUUUCUGGAUCAUGGGACAAGUGAGUACAAUAAAUCUAACUGGCAUCCUUCACAUGCUGUGUGUUCAAGGUCAAUUGCCCUCUGAUUAAGGCACAGGAGCUUUUCCUAGUUUACACUGGAGAACCUGACUGUAUGUAGUGUUGCUACAUGUACACUAUCCAUUCUUUCCAAAUGUGGUAGGAGAGAGGGGAUCCAUCUCAAUCUCAAUAUUUUUCUAAGGUUUCCCAGUCAAUUUUCAGGUACCCAUUUAUACUCAUGGGAUGAGAGAUGCUCUGCUACAGUAAAGUUGAUCUUUUUCAUGGAAAAGCACCUCAAACUGAUUCAGCAUGACUUGACCCCAGACCCUAAAAUUCAGAUUGUAGUAAUGGUAACCUUUAGGCUUUCAUGUCAGCCACUCUCAAUAUUUUUUUUGUCAGAAAUGAUUUUCUCCUUUAUAUCUAAAAUGAUUUACAGCACAGCACGAGUGUGGAUUGGAAGCAAGUGUAUGAUGAAACUACAAGGCCAUGAAGCAGCAGUAUGGGCAGUCCAACUAAUGCCAGAUCAUGGGCUCAUGCUAACAGGUAUAUCUACGAACACUGUGGAGUAAUAAUGUACUUUAACCUUUACACCUUAACAUCAGUAUGCAUAUUCUCUAUACGGUUCUUUAUACAUUUUGUAAGGUGUGGACAAAGAGAAUUUGUAUGCAAUGAAGAGCAUCUUUAGUUGGUGAUCAUUUCCUUUAGUCUCCUGAUCUCAAUGUUCAAUUCAAGGGUGAUGCUGCUGGAACGAAUUUGAAGCAAUUCACUCUAAGGGGUUCAAAGGUUAAGAUGAAUUACAGGUCAAAAUGAUUUUACAUUUUUUUGAUGUGUUCUCUGUUUGUUCUUGGUAAAAUGAAGUGUUUCCUUGCUUGAAUUUGUCCAAAUCAGAGUGAUUUUUAUUUUUCUCUAAUUAUGGCCAACUCUGAGAUAUUCCUGAGUAUGUUGUAGGUAUUGAUUGAAGUUGCUGUUAUUCAACUGAGAACUUUUUAUUAGUUUAGGGGAAGCCUUGAUAGGGAUUCCAUCUCCACUUAUCUGUACACUGUACAGUAAUUGACAAAUUAUUGUCUAUAACUCUACAGGUUCGGCUGAUAAGACCAUCAAGAUGUGGAAAGCAGGGACAUGUCAAAUGACAUUUACUGGGCAUAGUGACUGUGUUAGAGGUCUGGCUGUUCUCUCAGCUCUGGAGUUUGUGUCCUGUUCAAAUGACUGGUAAAAAAAAAAAAAAAGAAUUGGUUUUGAGUUACUUCAUGAUCUUAGUAUUUAUAUCAAUUUCUGUGGUUUGAGUGAAAAGGUUUACUUUCCUUCACCAGCACCAUUAGAAGAUGGAUGAGCACUGGUGAAUGCCUUCAGGUUUAUACAGGACACACAAGUUUCAUCUACAGGUCAGUAAGCUUGAGACCUGGAAGAUUAUGGACUGUGAAAUUUCUUUUAACCAAGUCUAACUAUCAGGAUUUACUAACAUAUAAUUUAUCCAUAUGGUAACAAUGCACAGUAAAGCAUAGAAAUGACGAGAGGAAAUACAUUUUAAGGAGAUACAGAAUGAUUUUAAUUAACACAAAAUUUUCAUGCAUGUAUACUCUAUCUAAAUUAGAAGGUGUAUAUGUCAGAAAGUUAUGGAAACUGUUUGAGAUCAUGGGAGUUUAAGCGUUAAGAUAAUUUUGGUAAUUUCCUGUUCUAAGUCAGCCAAUUGAAAUAAAUACAGUACUCAAACUUAAAAUAUAAUAAAAGUUUUAUGUUCCUGUGGCAUUUUCAAAAGUAAUAUGGUUGUCUUCAUUGUCAUUGUGUUACUUAUUUUGACAGCAUUUCAGCUCUUACAAGUGAGGAUGGAAGCUUUGUUUCUGUCGGGGAAGACAGGUCACUUCGAAUAUGGAAAGGUAGGCUCCAUUUAUGUAGUUUUUAUCAGGUUUAAUGCAUUAAACUGUCAAUUGAUAUUAUCUAAUUAUUACUGGCUCUUUCGACAUGCACUGAAGGGGGGAAAACUUAGUCUGAUAGUGUAGACCUCAGACUAGGUUAACCCUUUUACUCAAUCCCAAGAUCUCGGCGGUAAUUCUCCUUACUUGGUUUUCCCAUCACCAAAUUCUUGUAGAGGUAAUAAGAGGUAUUUAUACAAAUUAAUGUUAAUAAUAGGUGUAGAUGUCUACUUAAAGAUUAGCUCUGGUUUAUUCUAUCAUUGGCAGUGCUUGUGGGCAUUAUCCUGUGUUUGCUUGGCUACCUGAGCAGACAGAUGGACUUAUCUUGCCUGCUCAGGUUUACCCCCCGUACAUGUAGACUUGGGCUAGUAAAAGAUUGCCUGGAGUUGUAGAUUUUAGACGAUGUCAGCAAUUGCAGUUACAAAAAAGCGGAAGAAGUCAAAACAGUCAAAACAAAGAAAUCAUAAAUGAUUCUCAUGGUUUUAUUGUGCAACUAACACACCAGCUUCUUGUUUUUUGUUCUUUUUUAUGGACCUGGACUUUGUCUUGGUGCAUAAGUAAUAAGAAAAAGAACUUGGCCAAUAUCCAGCCAUCUUGACCUCACACUUGGUCAAUAAUGCUGAUAUACACAAAAUCAAGUUAAAUAAAUUAAGUUAAAUUUAGGAUUGUGUCAAACUGAGCUUUGUUUUUCUCCUUUAUGUCAGGAGGAGAAUGUGCUCAAACAAUCACCCUUCCUGCUCAGUCAGUUUGGAGUGUUACAUGUUUGAACAAUGGAGACAUUGUAACUGGCUCAAGGUUAGAUAAAGGCUAUGACUUUCUUAAUCAAGUAACAUUUGAUACAAGUUUUUGUUUUUUGCUUUCAAUUUAGUUGAGAUUUCACUUUUUCUUUUUAGACCUAUCUGUAGUUUUUCAGAUUUUAUGAUUGAGUGAACACCCUGUAUAAGGCUUAUGUAAUUUACACUGUUCAUAUACUCAUUAGGCUUCUCAAUUUUGUUGUUAUUAAAGGAAAACUAAUCACAUUUUAGUACAAUUAGAAUUACAUGAAUUAUGUAAAUGUACUUUCUCCUCUCUAGUGAUGGUAUUGUGCGUGUUUUCACUGCUGCAGAUGACAGAGUGGCAUCAGAAGAAGAAUUACAGGUUUGUGCAGGAUCAAAGUGGGCAAUCCUGAUAGGAUAAGAUGGACCCAUCUUGCUUGCUCAGGUAGCCAAUCAGAAAACAGGAUUCUCUUCAUCUUAUCCAUAGUGGCUUUCAGUGACAUAUUAUUUGCUAUAUUAAGAAAAGGUAACUGGGUAGUAACCUGCAAUGGACUGGCAUCUCAUGUGGCAAUACCACUGAUUGGUUCAAGCCACAGAAAGCUCUGGUUAUAUAGGCCUUUUGGCUGACAUUUACCUUAUUGGUGUCAGGCUUUUCUUGUUUUUAACUGCCUUCCUUUUCAUGUCUACAGCUAUUUGACACUGAAGUUGCAAGUCAUGCUAUACCAGCAGAAGCUGCAAGGUACAGUGGAUUCUUAGCAGUGGUCACUUGCUCUUUUGUUCUAUGCCUACACAUCCCUUUUUAUUGAACAUUAAACUCUCAAACUAUUUUACUGGCUGUACAAGACUUUGCGCAACACAUAAGUAAAUUUCAGUUCAAUUCACAUUAUUGAUGCAUAUGGGAUCUUUUCUCUUGCAAGCAACUACCUACCAUUAGUGAUAAGAAACUCACCAAACCUUAAAUCAGAUGUCCUCUUCCACAGGGUUUACUACUUUGUAUUUUUUUUUCUGUUCAGUGGCAUGUUAGGUGAUGUCAAACUUGAAGAUCUUCCAGGACCAGAAGCUCUUCUUAGACCAGGUAAUCAUGCUGAAAAAGAUGGAUUCAGUGUGCCAAGUAUGACAUACAUGUACAUGUAGUUGCCAAUGCUAUACACUGUGGGUGAUAACAUGUACUGUACAUUGUCAGUUUAGUUUUCCCAGCCAAAUAGUUUUGAAUUAAAUCAUCCAUAAUGCUUAUUUUGCAUUGUUUAUAAAAUGACACAAUACAAUUCUCUGCUCAGGUGACAAAAGUGCUCAAACAAAGCUAAUAAGAAGAGGAAAUGUCAUUGAAUGUCACCAGGUAAAUAGAAAUCUCUUAAGCUUUGUGUUUGUUUGUCUGUUUUGUAAUUGUUUUACAACCUCUCUUAGUGAUAUUCCUGUGGUAUUGGCUAAAUUUAUUCGUUGUUCAGAGAGAGACUUUGAAUAUGUUCCCAUAAUCAGAAACUUGGGAUCAUGCUGCAGAUAUAAUUUUUUUCUUUCAUGAAUGUACACAGCAGACUAAAUCCAAAGACCAAAACGAGUUUUAAAUUGCGUGAUCUAUCUACUUUACGUCAUGUACUCCAUGAAUUAUAGCGCACCACUGGAAAUAACUUCAAGUUCUUAUGGAGUAAUUAUUUCUAUUUUUAGUGGAAUGGCAUGGAAACAAGAUGGGAGAAGGUAACAGCUCUUUGGUUGAAAAUAAUAAUUAUUGAUUUAUUAAUGAUCUACGCAAGUAAGGUUGCUUGAGGUUUCUGUUUGUGCCAUUGUUUCUGCUUGAUGAUCCUUUAAGUUCCUUUUCUUUUUAUAAUCAGGUCGGUGAGGUAGUAGGGUCAGCUGGAACAGAAGGCACAGCAAGACAAACCAACAAAACAAUGUAUAAUGGAAAGGUAUGAUUCGACGGUUAAAAAGCAGUUUAGCUCUCAAACUGGAGUUUUAGAGGGUUUUGGUUAAGUAUCGGAGUGAAUGUCUCGCAGAUUACUGAUAAAAAAUCCUCUAAAUGUGUUUGUAUUCUUCCUGUGCUGUAUGGUCGACUCCAUGUAAGAUGACAGGUUAUGACUAGAACGUCUUUUGGUGACAUCUUGUUUUUCUGGUCUCAUAGGAAUACGAUUUUGUAUUUGAUGUUGAAAUUCAAGAGGGGAGCCCUCGGAGGAAGUUGCCUUACAACCUGACUGGUACGUUACCAUUGAUGUAAUUUUAUGGUAACUAAUGACUUCGCCCGAUUGCAAGUUCGCUUCCGUUUUGCCUUUGUGAGUUUGCCCCCUAACGGUUUUUUAUAGCAGUACAUAAAUUGCAAGUUGGUCGAAACAUAUCAGGGAAAUUUCGACAAGAAAUGAAUACGUUCUGUGGUGAGGAGGCGAGGGAACGAGUCGAACGUUUUGGGGACAAACUGGUAAAGGUUGGGCGAACUUGUUUUACGUUGGGGAGUGAACUCGCAAAGGCGGUUGAGGCGAACUUGCAAUGGAGAGAAAGCACUUGAAACAAAUUUGACUUACCGCUUGAUAUUAAUAUGAGAAUUACGCAAAAGUUCUGACUGAGUUGUGACAGGUUGUGAGGAGUGAAAGAGGAUAUGAAAUGCUUCCUUUGAACGUGCCACUCAGUGUGUCAAUCAUGAGUCCUCAUUACUGUCUGUAGAUGAUCCUUGGAUGGCUGCGCAUCAGUUUCUAGAGCGGAAUGAUCUCAGUCAGAUGUUCUUGGACCAAGUGGUUGAUUUUAUACUAAAGAACACCAAAGGAGUCACGAUAGGCCAGCAGAGUUCAUCUGCGUCUGAUCCGUUUACUGGUGAGUUGCAGAGCAGUCGUAAGCAAAGAAAACCGAGGUUCUGGUGUGAUCUCUCUCCUACACCGCACUUCUAAUUGUUUUCAUAAAUUCUUGGAUAUUUCCAAAACGCGCCCAUCACUUUUUGAGAAAUAAACACUUAUCCUUGAAAAUUACAGGACAUGUUACUGCUUCUGUAUUUGAAACUACAGUUUUUAAUUAAUGUCAACUUUUAUCGUUUCGCUUCAUCGAAUUUACUACUCUUUUUCCAUAAUUCGGCUGAUAAUCAGGGCGACAUUAAUAAUUUUUCAACAAGUACCUUCCCUUUGUUGUGAUUCUCUUACAACUUCGGUGAAUCGCUCGUCCAUUCUCUGAUGUUAUCCUCUCGAUUCUUGCGAUGUUGGGGAUAUGACUAAUUGCUCGCCUUAAAUUAGUCUAAUACAUGUAAUUGGUCACUUUUUAAUCUUCUGAUCAGUCUGAGUACAAAUAUGUUACCUUUUUAUGUUUGAUGUUGCAUUGCAGGAGCAGGUAGGUAUGUUCCAUCUGCAACGCCCUCUCAGGCAGUUACGGAUUUCAAUUUGGGAGGAGGAGGUGUCGAUCCCUUUACAGGUAUUUGACUGUCCCUACCUUCAUUUUAUCCCACAGUUUCAGCUUUGUUAUUGUCUUUUUGGAAUGGAAAUUGUGUUGGGAAAAACAGAUAGAUUAAAAUAAAUUUCGCCUUGGCAUAAUUAAGAAUGGAAACAAAUUUUACUCAUCUCUAGCACGUUUAAGUAAACUUGAGGUGAUUUUUUCAGAGAUUAUGUACCUCGUGCUGUGGGUUGAAAGGUUAAACUUGAUGCCGGCAUCGUACUUAAAGUUAUUUCUUUAUACUUUAGGAAGUGGUAGCUACAGACCGUCGUACACAUCUCCGCAGACUAACACGGAUGGGUUGGAUCCAUUUACAGGUCAGUACGCGGUAAAAACAGGUAACUAAUCAAUUAAUAUGGGAUUCAGCGGUAGCCGUAAGCAAAGUGGCUCUUCUCGACGAUUGUUUGUAGUUUGUUUUUACUGAUUUUAGUUGGAAAAAUGGAUUAAAACCCCUAGAGCAAGGACGGGAACCAACGAAAAACAACCCUGCGAGCGUUGUCAAUGCAUUUACGAUUAAAAAGCUGAAAAUUAGCUGCUAAAUUGAAUUAAGGUUCCCAUCACAAGUUUACGAAAGUUUUUAUGCUCAACCGCACUCGAAGAUUUCACAGCUUUUCUUCUUAAAAGUAUGAUCUUAAACAUAUUGAAGAGAGAGGGACGUGAAGAGCAGGCAGAUGCACGAUUCAAUGUUUACGGUUCCUCGUUUACUUCAUUUUUUUGUGGAAUUUUUUUAUUUUUUCAGGUUCCAGUAGUUAUAGAUCAGGACAGGCUGGUAGUCAAGUCAGUCCAGCUAAUGAAAGUUCCACAGGAACAUCCAACCCUUACUUUCCUAAGGUAAAACUGGAGCCGAACUAUUACCUGUUGUUUGUUAAUUAUUUUUGCGUAAAAGAUCGUAUCACUGAACUCGUGCAAAUCAAGAUUGUUGAGCACUCUAUUUAACUUUAUGCUGCAGUUUAUGCGAUGCGCAAUUUUCUAUUUCCCCCGUCAUUUGGGUUCGUCUUUUACACAAGGGGAAUCAAAUGAGUGUCGUAAGAAAGAAAACUUCGAAAUGAAUGUGGUUUGUGGGAUAAUGAGAUGGUUGACACUUUUUUGCUAAUGACGCUCUUGAAAAAGUAAAGCUUCAUGCUUCAAGAUGCAUGAAUUGUGACCUGGCCUCUUCAAUCUUUGAACCCGAAAGAUUCAAUUCGUAGUUUUUCCUUCUGAUUCCUCAUACAUUUCCUUCAGGAUCAGACAAAACAAUUUGAUGUUACAUUAAGGUAGCACCCUCCAAUCGAUUUGUAUGUCUGUUCUUCCGCCUGUUUGCGGAAUAGUAUAAUUAUUGGAUUGGCUAAGGGAAGUUACAUGCUAAUCUUUUUAGGGAGUUGAAGGGUCAAGAUUCAGACCGCUAAGUGCUAUCAUCUUAACCAAAGAAAUAUUUCUUAAACCGCCGUUGGCCCCCAUUAUUUUAAUCAUUGCAAUGUUUGAUUUUACUGGUGAACUAAUUCGACGUAAUUGUUCAUUUUUUUUUUUAAGACAUCAUGUGUGUCGUUUGAUUACGCAAACGUCAAUGCGAUCGCUGGGAAACUGAAGGAAUUUAAUGAAAGUUUAGAAGAGGUUAGUAAAGCUUUUUUUAGACCCGGGAAUUUUAGCUAAUGCAAAAGCCUUGGGAAGGUAUGAGGAAUCUGAAAUUGCAACCUAUUAAAUUUAAGCCAAGGCCGUCUGCGUCGAGCUGAAAUCGGUUUGCAAUUCUACCCACUGAGACUGCGUCAAUUAUUAUAUGAUCAAUUCUUAUAUAAACUGUUUUCUCAACAGUUAUAGUUCUUGAGCUAGUUAUUAGCUUCGUGUGUCAUUUUGUUUCCGAUUUUUCUCUUCAGGAUCAAAAGUUAUCAGAAGAUGAACUUAAAAACUUAAUAGGUGAGCCCCAGGAUAUUGCGACUUGCUUUAAGCGUAGCGUAUUUGUAGCCUCCAUUUGUGAUUAGUUACCUGCACUUAUUAAGAAUAUGACAAAAGUUUAGUACUUGAUGGGUUAUCAGGCGUCUGAUUUCAGAAUUCUGAAGAGACAACGUUCGCAUUUCACUGAAAAUUGGAAAUUUUAGAUAUAGCUUUCUCGUAAGGUGUUAAUUUCCUCGUGAAAAAAAUUCCACUUCAUGUGCCUUUAUUAAGUAAUGGAUAUUUUUAAUCGAUGGUACUUCGCUUCUCAAAAUAUUUCAUAAUUUUUAAUAGUUGGUAAUAUGUAAUUUGUCAUUAUGCUGCAGAUGAACAAAAUUAAACUUCUGUUCGCGGUCGUCCGCGAUUGUUGAUCGAAGACCGAAUUGGACUUAACACGGUCUUACGAACAUAUUAUAUCGGCGAGAGAGCACUUUAUCCUCUCUUGAUAUUGGUCAAGGCAGCGCACAAACUCGAGCAAAGUCCCUUAAUUUUAUUCAUAGAACUAUUAAACGACGUGGGAGCCGCUGCGGAUAAGUGUAAAUCACCAAAGAUUUCACACAUGUCUUUACUCGUGAGAGCGCUAAAGUGGCCACAAAAUCAGCUAUUUCCAGGUGCGUAAGAUGAUUGAAUACUAAGUUAUCAUAAACUCUCUUUUAGUUUCAUUUGGUCGCUCUUUUCUACUCUUACAUUUGCUGCUUUCUGAUUGGAGUUUAAGUGGUUGUUAUUUUUUAAAUUUAUUUGUUGUUUUGGGUUUACAUAACGGUUUCACAGUCGUUUAUCCUUGAUAGUCGUGAGAGGUAUAUUACCCAAUUGGCGGCUCUUCGAAAUUUGAAAUCUUAAAUGACUAAUUAUAUAAGUGAACGCAAUUUGGAAUUAAUUUCUAUUUCUUGGCUUUUGUCUUUAAAACCCCUCUCCUGGCGUUUUAAAGCGUUUCAACCAACAUGUUUGAGUUUUAGAAUCAUAAUUAAUGAAAUGAUUCGAUGAGAGCAUCUUCAGCAGAAAGGUAUGAGGGAUUUUUUCUCGAAAGCAGGAUGACCGAGGGUUUGUUGGCCUACUUGUUCCCGCCCGUACCUCCUCACAAAUUGAAGGUGGUGUACUUGGAGCUAAGUAGGUAAUAAUCAUGCUUGUUGUUGUCUUUCAAAUAGCUCUGGAUAUUCUGCGUCUGGCUGUACGUUUUCCAUCCAUUGCCAACAUUUGUUGUAGUGGGUCUGAGGGAGAUAACCUGACUGCUCAUUUACUUGCUUGUACAAGGUACAGACAUAUUGUCAGUCUUAACUGUGAGAUGUAUUUUAUUACUAUACAGUAAUACCACAGCUGAGAAUAAGGAAAAACUUUUCUGUUCCUUAAGUCUUGCAAGGAAAUGUAAUAUUUGAUAAGUUUGUUAUCUAAGGUGGCCGAAAGCGCUCAAAAAUCAAUUAGUCAACGGCAGUCAGUCAUUGAAAUUUGAAAUAGUGGGCUUGGCAUGGCUAUCGGUAUUAUUAUGCUUGUAGGGGGGAAGUUAAUUUUUGAGCGCUCUGAAGACAGCUGUUCAGAGUGUAGGAAAACUGCUCAAAAACCGGCUUAUCAAAAUUGAUUUAGUUCUUUCUUGGUGAUUUUAACAAAUAAUUUUCCUCCGCAGGGACGAUAAUCCACCAUCCAAUGUGCUCCUGUCAUUUAGAAUAAUAUCGAAUCUAUUUUUGUCUCUUGACGGUUCAGCUUUAGUUCUGAAACACAGAGAGAAGGUAAGUACGUAAAUCUAGGGCCGGGUACUACAUGCCAUGAUGUAUCAACGACUAAGUAUGAGAUCAAGGUCCUUAGAAAUUUGUCCAAUUGAGAAAGUUUUAUCUGACGUUCUUAUUGUCCAAUUCAAAGCCAACAGACAGUGCACGAAAUGCAUAGAUAGCCAAUCAGAAAACUGGAUUUACUUCAUCUUUUCCCUCCAAGCCAGUCAUAUAAUAAAUCUAAGCAAUCUCGUGAGUGGCUGUCACUAGAACUGCCGGAACAAACGCCGUCAGCACUCCCAUGCAAACUCUUUCUUAAGACACGUCUUUACCCUUUGUCCACUAAGAGUGACUAGCCUUUAAUUUCUCCUUAUAAUAUCACCGGCGAAUAAAAUAUCAAGAUCAUUAGAAUAAAGGAAAUAAUCACCAACUUGAGAAGCUCUUGAUUGUUAAACAAAUUCUCCUUGUCAACAGCUUUGUAAAUAAAGAGAUGAGUAUGGAGAAUGUGCACACUGAUGUUAGAGUAUAGGGGUUCACCGGACAUUCUUGCUGGAAAAUUGCUUGUCGGUAAUUCCACUCUUCAUAAAAUUAUGUUCUAUUUUUUUUUUUCAGAUAGUAGAACAUACAAUAUCGUGGUGUAAAUGCUCUAACAAGAACAUCAGGGUGUCCGUAUGUACCAUUUUACUCAAGUAAGUGUUAUAUCUUGUACAUAAUCAUUAAAAUACAGUGUUGGGAGCCGCAUUUAGCACAAAGUCUGUUUAAUCCAAGUGACGGAGAGAAGAAAGAAGGAUAGGUCUAUGCAAUAUAAGAGAGACAAAACUUGGUCACAGUGGGUAGGGAAACCUCUUACGUGCAAACCAAUUGAGAGAAUGGCUGAAGGUUAACCAUAAUCUCAGCAAGGGAACAAGGAGUUUCCGCUCGGUAGGUUCUUUACAAUCCAAACGAAUACCUUCUUUUGGCGUUAUCUAUGAAGUCCGUGAAUUUUCAAAGGUCUUCAGAGUUGUGUAACUAAGGAUGCAUGGUAACUGUGUGUUUUUUAAUGAUACCUCCUUUCAAAAUACCCGAGUUGAUUUUGUGCCAAACAAAACGGACUCAAACGGGCAAUUAGAGGGAAUGUGUUUUGAGUUGUAUUUCUUGUAUCUUUUAUAGUUAUUCUGUUCUUUUACGGAAGCAUCAUGAUUUUGAAGCAAAGACUCAAUGUCUAUCAACCCUUGCAGACGUAAGUUUCAUAUUCGAAUUUUUAAUAAAAUUUUACAUAUAUUAGUGCUUAGUUCCUCAACAUACUGCGGCAAUGUAUGAUCUUUAAUACAGCGAUCUCUGUAGAUCCUAGAAAGUGAAACAGACAAUGAAGCCAGGUUCAGAUCUCUUGUUGCAGUUGGAACUUUGGUAAGUGAACGGUAAUUGAAUCAAGUUGACUUAGGACAACUCUUUUAGUUUUCCAUCUAAAAAUCGUCAAAUUGAACAUGUGCGAUCGCGUUUUUUUCUCUUAAACAGAUAUGGGGUGAUUCCGAAGCUCUUUCCUUGGCUCAGUCGUUGGGAAUUGAAAAUUCAUUGAAGAUCUUGUCGUCCGUCAGUGAUCCACCCAAGGUAGGUCGUACAUCACGGCUUCCAAAUGAUAAAUAUGACAUAUAG
Pocillopora meandrina is the source of this 13317-nucleotide messenger RNA. The record is from the annotation of a GenBank genome assembly. NCBI's taxonomy places the organism in Eukaryota, Metazoa, Cnidaria, Anthozoa, Scleractinia, Pocilloporidae.